Candidozyma haemuli is the source of this 1854-nucleotide messenger RNA. RefSeq names its product Fe-S cluster-binding ribosome biosynthesis protein (gene RLI1). The transcript has a single exon. The record is from RefSeq and is a predicted model, not a curated record. Lineage: Eukaryota; Fungi; Ascomycota; Pichiomycetes; Serinales; Metschnikowiaceae. Bases 1 to 1854 code for a protein of 617 amino acids. Gene Ontology annotation, biological process: translational initiation; ribosomal subunit export from nucleus; translational termination. Gene Ontology annotation, molecular function: iron ion binding; ribosomal small subunit binding; ATP binding.
AUGAGUGGAAAAGGUGCUAAAAAGAAUGCCGUUUCUUCUAAAGGCCAGAGAAUUGCCAUCGUCAGUUCCGACAAGUGCAAGCCUAAAAAGUGCAGACAAGAGUGCCGCAAGUCUUGUCCUGUGGUGAAGACAGGUAAAUUGUGUAUUGAAGUCACUCCAGCGUCCAAGAUUGCUUUCAUUUCCGAGACCUUGUGUAUUGGUUGUGGUAUUUGUGUGAAGAAAUGUCCAUUUGAUGCUAUUACUAUCAUCAACUUGCCUACCAACUUGGAGGCUGAAACCACCCACAGAUACUCUGCCAACUCUUUCAAGUUGCACAGAUUGCCUACGCCAAAGCCUGGUGAGGUCUUGGGUUUGGUCGGUACCAACGGUAUUGGUAAGUCCACUGCAUUGAAGAUCUUGGCUGGUAAGCAGAAGCCUAACUUGGGUAGAUACGAUGACCCUCCAGACUGGGAAGAGAUCUUGAAACACUUCAGAGGUUCCGAGUUGCAGAACUUCUUCACCAAGGUUUUGGAAGACGACAUCAAGGCCAUCAUUAAGCCUCAGUAUGUUGAUAACAUUCCUAGAGCUCUUGCCAAGUCCCCUGUCAAGGACGUUGAAGGUAUCUUGAAGGCCAAGUGUGCCAGAAAGGAUCAGUGGGACUACAUCACCAACCUUUUGGAGUUGACUCCUGUCAUGAAGAGAGACGUCGCUCAGUUGUCUGGUGGUGAGUUGCAGAGAUUUGCGCUUGGUAUGACUUGUGUUCAAGAUGCCAACGUUUACAUGUUUGACGAGCCAUCCUCUUAUUUGGAUGUCAAGCAGAGAUUGAGAGCUGCUGAGUUGAUUCGUUCCCUUUUGGACCCAUCUACUUAUGUCAUUUGUGUGGAGCACGAUUUGUCCGUCUUGGAUUACUUGUCUGACUUUGUCUGUAUCUUGUACGGUGCUCCUUCCGUCUAUGGUGUGGUUACUUUCCCAUCCUCUGUGAGAGAAGGUAUCAAUAUUUUCUUGGACGGUUUCAUCCCAACUGAGAACAUGAGAUUUAGAGAGGAGAGCUUGCAGUUUAAGUUGGCCGAUGCCGCUGACGGCUUGGUUUUGGACCACUCUUCUGCUAUGCAAUACCCAACCUUGGAGAAGACCCAGGGUGAUUUCCACUUGAAGGUCGAAGAGGGUGAGUUCACCAACUCCGAGAUUUUGGUCAUGUUCGGUGAAAACGGUACUGGUAAGACCACUUUCUGUAAGAUGUUGGCUGGUGCUUUGGCUGCUGACAACGGUGUUGAGGUUCCAAAGUUGAACAUUUCUAUGAAGCCCCAGAAGAUUGCACCAAAGUUCCCUGGUACCGUCAGACAAUUGUUCUUUAAGAAGAUCAAGGCUUCUUUCUUGAACCCACAGUUCCAGACCGAUGUCGUGAAGCCUCUUAAGAUCGACAACAUCAUCGACCAAGAGGUCCAGGUCUUGUCGGGUGGUGAAUUGCAAAGAGUUGCUCUUGUGUUGGCUCUUGGUAUUCCAGCCGACAUCUACUUGAUCGAUGAGCCUUCUGCAUACUUGGACUCUGAGCAGCGUAUCGUCUGUUCCAAGGUUAUCAGAAGAUUCAUUUUGCAUGCUAAGAAGACUGCAUUCAUCGUUGAGCACGAUUUCAUGAUGGCUACAUACUUGGCCGACAGAGUCAUUGUGUUCGAGGGUACGCCAUCCAAGAAUGCCGUUGCCAAGGCUCCUGAAUCCUUGUUGACUGGUUGUAACAGAUUCUUGAAGAACUUGAACGUUACUUUCAGAAGAGAUCCAAACUCUUUCAGACCAAGAAUUAACAAGAGAGACUCUCAGAUGGACAAGGAGCAGAAGUCUGCUGGCAACUACUUUUUCUUGGACAACUCCGAGUUGUAA